Messenger RNA from Micropterus salmoides (largemouth bass), 11382 nucleotides. RefSeq names its product NHS-like 2 (gene nhsl2). The transcript has 10 exons. The record is from RefSeq and is a predicted model, not a curated record. Gene Ontology annotation, biological process: cell differentiation. Lineage: Eukaryota; Metazoa; Chordata; Actinopteri; Centrarchiformes; Centrarchidae. The coding region runs from base 558 to 4697 and encodes 1379 amino acids.
GGUUAGUUCACCUGUUAGAGAAACAAUGAGUAUUUUGAAUUUUAUUUCAAUAUGUAAUAAACAGUUUCCUUUAGUGGUGCCAAGGUGGUUAAAGUGACAUAAAGUUUCACUAUAGUCUUAUAUAGUCUGUUAGCUUAAAGACCUGCGAAUAUAUACUUUACUGUUUGAUUAACAACAUAACUAAUCUUCAGAGUAGCCUAUUGUGUGGGACUUCGAUGGUUUGUUAGGAUUAGGCUACCAUAAAAAAAUUAAUUCAUGCUUUGAUUUUGAUAGUUUGAACCGGAUGUUUGGUGUUACAUUCUGGCUAAUUUGACAGCAAUCUUCACAGCAGCUGAGUCUCUCCUUUCCACCUAUAAAAAAAGAGAAAAGCUCACUUGCAGUCAAAAACAAUGAGGGCGCACGACGCGCAACUCGCUCCAAGCGUCUCCAAGAGCAGCGGAGUUUUUCCUCCCGGAGGAUUCAUAGCAUGCGUCUGUGCGGCAGCCGGAGGGAGAAGGACCACAGGGAUAUAACUUGACUCAUCUGCGGAGUUUCUUAUUUUUUGGGGGGAAGAAAUCAUGCCUUUUUGCAAACGGACGGUACUUCCGAAAGAUGUGUGCAAGCCCGACGGCGGGAGGCUGCGGGAGGCGGAGGUUUUCGGGGACUUGGUGGACGUGUGCGGCUUCACCCUGUGCUCCGUGCUCCGACAGCUCUCGGAUCUGUCCCGGCACUCGGUGAGCAUCCUAGAGGAGCUGGAGGGGGAGCUGGUGUCCAUCUGCCACCGGUCCGGCGCGCUGGAGGGCAGAGUGGUCCGGCUGCAGAGGCACGUCGCCGAGCUGGUCAGCAAGCCUCCACCGCGAACCACCAGCGGUCUAGAGGCGGAGAGCGGCAGGCGCGGCGGCAGCAGCAGCAUCAGCAGCCACAACGACGGCAACCAUAGCAGCAGCGCCGGCGGAGGUGGAGGUAGCAGCAGCAGCAGCGGCGCGGCCCACUUCAGGUCUCCAUGGCAACAGAGCGUGAACGUGUUCGGCUCGUGGAGCAGGCCGGAGUGUGUCGAGGAGCUGCACCAGCAGGCGCAGCUCAACCUCCAGAGCCUGCUGCAAGACUUUGAGGAGCAGCUGUAUGACACCAAGCUGACCGGUCAGACUUUCCGGCAUCCAUCCUCGCAGAGCUCUGACGACACGUCCACCUCGUUUAGCCGAUCGCCCAUCUCCCUCAACAACAAGAGACCUGACUUCAUCUUCCUGCCGGCGUCCAAACAGCUCUACGAGGAUGAAACCACCUCCUCGGUGUUUGGACUGAGGUCCGUGACCGACCCGUCUCCCUCGCCGUCCCCGUCGACCUGCGGCUCAGAUCGACCCCCGCUGGGUUGGAGUAGUAACAAUAGCAGCAGCAGCACUGCCACUUCUGCUACCAUCGGCCCACCUGUCGCGGAGAAACCACGCUGGCACCUCGGGAGACGCAUACCAGGUCACUUCCUGCCACUGGACGUAACAGGUGAAGGGGGAGGAGGGAAAUUCCACGGUGUCGACCUCCUCCAGCACUCCCCAUCCCCAUCCCCCUCUCCAGGGGACCCCUUCCCCCACCAGCCACGCUCCCUAGAACCUGUCACGGACACCUUCCACCAGAACCUCCCCCUGAGGAAGACACACUCUGACCUCGACACAACCUUACCUGCAGACAACACUUUGGAGCACAGUGCCCGAGACGAACUUCACCCAGGAACUAUGGACCACUCUGGACUGCUGUGCUCAAACACACCCUCCACUUCCUGGAACGGACCAAAGGGCUCUACCUUUUCUCCCGGAGCGUGGAAUGAGCCUUACAAUUACAGCAUGAACAAAGGCCCAGCAGUUCCGCCCAAACAGCACAGCAUCAUCGGUAAUGCAGGGGGAGGGACGCAGGACGGGUUGAUGUUGGUGAGCUCAGGACAGUCGGUGAGCUCACAUUCCAGUUCAUUCACAUCUGUGACAAACCUUUCUGGGAGAGGAGGGAAUAACAUUCCUGGGAUUUCACUGGCAGCGGCAAUGAUGGGGAAGAGGAGCGAGACAGAAGGGGCUGCAGCGGAUGGAGGAAGAGGAGGUGGAGGAGGGGGGGUAGGGGAGGCAGGAAGAGGACGGGAACGGUCGGCACGUUCCAUAGCAGCGGCAAACGCCUUCAAGUUCCGGGAGCGUUCCCUUUCUACCCCCACAGAUACUGGUUCCUUCUGCUUUACAGAAGGUGGUAUAGGGCCACCAGAUGGGAAUGCCAUGUCUACAGGGAACGGGAAUUCUAUGGCAAUAACAGACCACCACCAACAACAGCAUAACUUCCUAGGUUUGGGUGAGAACUACGCCCUCCUCUACCCUAGAGGGAGCUCUGAAGACAGUGCCAGUACCACAGACACGAUCUCUGUCACAGCUUCAGACUACAGUGCAGAUGGCCGCUUGCGCCUACGCUCACGCUCCAUCUCGCUUAAAAAAUCCAAGCGCAAGCCGCCCCCUCCUGUGAGGAGCGUCUCUCUCAUGAAGAACCUUGGAGAAGCCGAGGGGAGAAUCCACCGUGAAGGCGGUCUUUAUCGGGAUGGCCGGCCCAAGAGCUUGCAUAUCCCCAGGGACCACUUCCCAGACUUCCAGCCUGAUUUCCUACUGCCCAGCUCGUCCUGCUCCUCUAAACCCAAUGUUGGUGAGCAGGAGCUGGGUCAUGGAGGCACUAAUGGACCUCCGAGCCUGGAGGUCCAGGCACCAGAGAGGGAGGUAGAGACAGAGCUGACCUUCCCCACUCACUGGCAGCUGGGGGAGUGGAAGAAUGACCCUUACAGGUCUCUAUCGGGCUCCAGCACAGCAACAGGCACCACAGUGAUUGAAUGUAUGAAAGUCAGAGGCAGCUCAGAGUCUCUGCUUGAUUCUCCCUCCACCUCCAGGGCCACCUCUCCCUCACAGCUCUCCAUGGAAACUGACAUCAAGGCAUCUUCGCCCUUCAAACCCCCAGGACUUAUGUCCCCAUCAAGUGGUUAUUCCAGCCAAUCAGAGACUCCCACCCCAACUGUUCCACUCAGUCAAAUGGCAUGUCAUGGAACAACAGGGACAUUAGGGUGUAAGUUGCGCCCGAAGAUCCCAGAAAGGAAAUCAUCGCUACCAUCACCAAAGGAUCCGGCUGCGAGGUCUAGAUUGUCCUUUGAGAUGCCUGGGAAUGCACAUCUGGAGCUGUCAUCAAUCAAGCCAAAGCAAAAGGCCAGUAGACGGCAUUCUGACACCUCAACAGCUGCAAAACCAGGAAAAAUCAGCCCCAGCUCUUCACAGGCAUUGCCUGUGGUUACUCAGAAUGAGCUGAAGACUGUUCGGCUUCGCUCUGUCUCCCGUGGUGACUUGGAGGACUGCCCUGAUGGGGCAUCUGACACCAUCGAAGAAGAACAGCAUGGCCGAGACCUAGGCGAGGACCCUAGCCCACCACCCACCCUACCAAAACCCAAACCACCUGUCGCUGUCAAGCCCCCAUUGCCUAAGCGGCCCCUAAACCUCCUCAUCAAGUCUCCUUCCCCCGCCUCCACAUCCCCCCUAGCCCUUGACUCACCUCCUGCCUCACCUGUGGACCGGCCUGUACCCCUAGGCAACAUCUACAAAGUCAUGAAAAAACCCAAACCCAAAAAACCUCCACCACAAACUUCAGGUCCCUCUGCUUUCCCUGAUUCUACCAUUGCUCCACAAACUGCCUAUGAUCAUCCAUUCCUCCCCCACUCCCUCUUUGAUCUCCCUCCUCUUCCAGAACCGCAGCCUCUCCUGGAAGACCCAGCAAUGGAGCCUGAAUUUGACACAGACCCAGAGAUCCGUCUUGGUCCGGAGGACGGAGGCUCACUCCCCUCUCCAUGCAGUAACCAGGAGGCCCCAGAGCUCCAGGACAAGAGCAAGACACUCCCCUCAAGGUUGACAAUCUCAUGUCUGGCAGAGCUGUCGGACAAAAAGAAACCCAAGGUUCCACCUCCAGUACCCAAGAAGCCGAAUGUCCUCCUUCUUCCCUCAUCAGUCCACUCCUCCACCAAUGGCAGCACAGAACGUCAGACGCCACAGACCGACAGCCCUGUGGGUCUUCGGUCUCCUGUUGGAGCAUUCUCACUAGAAGAGUUUCCCAGUACUCCUAGUGCUCCUGAUGUGCCAGAGCAAGAUGAAAACCACAUGGGAACAGACGAGGAGAGUUCAAAAGAGUCAUCACUUCAGUCUUCUCUGCAGGAUUCCUCCCUCACAGAGCUGGGUGAGAAAAUGACCUGCGCGGGGAUUGGGGAAGAUGACUCUGCAGCCAAUGAGAAGACGGUACUCCACAUUGCAGAGGAAACAGAUGAUGACUUGUUGCCCAGCACACCUGCAACACACACCACCGAAGACCUGUUCACUAUUAUUCACAGAUCCAAACGAAAGGUUCUCGGUCGAAAGGAGCCGACGGACUCCUUCGGCAGCCGCCAGAGCCUGGUGUCCCCAGUGAAGCACAGCACCAGCGGUAGCGACCUCCGCAAUCUGACCUUAGGCAGCAGUCAGAGGUCGAGCUCCCGCAAUGAAAACUUCAUGGCCCUGCUUCAGAAGAAAGGCAGCAAGUCUUCCAGCGGAGGGGCUAGAGUCUCCGCUAUGGAGCUUCUCAAAAGCACAAACCCUCUGGCGCGACGGGUCACAGAGUUUUCAACCACCAUGUCGACAUCCGGCGAGGGAGGAGACUUGGCAUCCGGAAAUGGCAAACCCAACGAUCAAUGAACGGAAGUAUUGUUAACGGAUGUUUACCAGGUCCGUUUGCUGUUGACAAAGCUACCAACCAAUUCUACAACGUGCCACCCACUGCAGAUGGGGCCUUCUGACUAACAUGUCCAAGUGGAUCGCUCCAACUACUGAUUGACCAUUUGCACUGUCCAGUCAAAUUUGAGCUAAUUUUUGGACAAAAUGGUCCCUCCCAUGUUUGAAGCGCAAUUGUUCCCUGUCAAACCGGUCCCUCUAAGAAAGAGUGAAAUCUGUGGGGAGCAAAGUUUGUUCUCUCUAUAUUUUCAUUGAAAGGUAGAGGUUUUAAGAUUAUGGUUCAACACUGCAUCGUGUUUUGCUCAUUGGGGAUAUGCUCAGUGUGGAGGCUGGAUGGAUGAAUAGAUGGACGGGUGGAGUCUAGACUUGGAAUAUAAGGAUAUACAGUGGAUAUCUUUACUCCUGGCUCCUUCUGGAUGAAGACAACAAAACUCCCUGAUGACCACGAUGGUCAGUGUAUAUGAAUCUGUACUCAUGGUGAUCCACUAGGAUACCAUGGAGGAUCACUAAUCAAAUGUUUGCAAGAAGUAAUGGAAUAAAAUACAGAAGAUGUGAGACUUCAAAUGAUUCGUCUAUGAUUCAACCAAAACCCUCCAACCACCCCUCCACCACUACAGCACCGAUACCUGUAGACAUACAUGACUUGAAGGGUGAAUCUUUAAUGGUGUCAUGAGGCACCUAAGAAAGAAAACAUGCCAAACACCUUGGACAUAACAAUUGUCUUCUCUCAAUGGUAAAUGCAAUGCCAUAGCAUUUUCAGAAAACAGAACAGUCUGAUCUGAGCGGACAAACCGCAGGAUUUACAAAGAGAAACCACAUGUGGGCUUUUUGCCAUCAAAGAUGAGGCAUGACCAUGUCACAGAUUUUGUUGCUCAUGCUAUGAACAUGAACCUUUUACAAAACAUUCCACAGAAGCACCCAGCAAACGGACGACAUUUUGAAAUGCAAGCACUUUUCGUUUUCCUUGGCGUCGGAGGUUGUUUACAUGGCGCAGCCUUUGCGUCGCUAUAUUUUUUUCUUGAGACACUCAUCAAUCAUUAUUUUUUCAGUCUUUGAUUAGAAUUUCUUUUUUUCUUAUAUUUUUUUCCUACACAUGCUAGAUGGCCAUAUACUGUACAUGUUAAAUUGGACUGUACUGUAUGUAUCCUGUACAAAGAUAAAUGUAAUGCAUCUAUCAGUGAAUAUCAUUUGCGGACACGAAGACUAAAAAUAGUGUACAGAGCAGCAAGCAGCUUGGACUACAAACUGCCCACAAGAUGGAGGGAAAAACACACACUCAAACACAGACACACACACACACACACGGACACUAAGGAGUAAUGCAAUGGAAGACAAGCAGAACAGACCUAUCCACACGAGUGUGUGUGUAUUCAUACGAGUGUGUGUUCAGGGGAGAUCUUGCCUGUGGAGUUUCUGUACAGAGAGCAUGAAGCAGGCCUGGUUGUUACACAGGGUUUUUAUUCAUUUUGGUCUCUGGUGAUGGGACCAAAGGACUGUUAAAAAAUACAAACAGACCAGAGGGGACCUAACAAUGUGUGUGUGUGUGUGUGUGUGUGUGUGCUUGUCUGUGUGUUCAUGUAUGUGUUAAGAGGGAAGUGCCAAGAACAAAAUGGGAGAAAGAGAGAGUGCACGUACGUCUGCCUGUUUAUGUGUUUGGAUUUUUGCAUAUUUGGAUUUUCGCGUGUGUGCACAUCGUCGCCCCACAUUCCCACCCCACCCCCAUCCUUUUCUUCGAAUAGGAUUAGAACGAACGAAGCAGACACCCUACACCCACACAUCAUGGAACCAUAAGGAACCCAAAGGGAUUCAGGAACCAAUAGGAUCGAGUAUCGAGAGGAUUCAGGAACCAGUGGAUUAAGGAUUCUGCAAUAGAGUUAGGUAUUCGGGCAUGAGGGAGUCUUGAGACAUCACAACCCCAAGGCCAGUACAGAUCAAGCCAGAGAUCUGUGAGCACUGUCGCAGAGUGCCGUUGCAGGGCCAAUUACUUUGGUUUACUCUCCUCCACGCACGUUUUCACACACCUGUCUCUUUCCUCUCAGAGGUCAGGGGGCGGUCUGUGCCUCCUUCCUGUACCUCCUUUCCACUCGUUCUUCUCCUCCUCUUUUUUAUCACUUCUGGAGCACACGCUGUCUCUCUGCAUAUAGCAUCAUCUUUCCUUUUUCCUCUCAUGGAACCUCUCUUCUGGCACAUAACAGUAGCACACUCUCUCUUUCUCCUUCUUACGCUAUAUGCUGCAACCUCUCUCCGUUUUUUCACGUAGCAUAGCCUCUCUCUCCCUUUCAAUCUUCCUGCCACUGCCCUCCUCCCUUCCUCUUUUAACCUUCUCUCCAUCCUCUCCUCCCUCCCUGGCGCUCCCCCAUUUUCCGUUAACCUUCUCUCCCUCCCUCUCUCCCUCCUCUCUACCCCUCUGCAUUCAGUCUAUGCAUCUGAGCUCGGCAGACGACACGACACCGGAUGAAUGUCAAUGAAUGACUGUUAAGAAAAUAGAUGCUGUGCUUAGUUUGGGAGUGCAAAAAACAUCUUUCAGUGCUUAUCUUAUGCCUUCUCUCUUUCUUGAUCUCUUGAGUUUUUAUACUUUUUCUUAACCUUCCUUUUGAGUAUCCAUGUAACAUUGAAUUAACAUGGAUGUAUGGAAUGGAUCUGUGCACAAACACAGAAACAGGCAGGGUUUGAAUGUGUUUUUGCAGAAAGGACCUUACCUUUUGGAUUGUGAGCAAAACACCCUGUGGUCUUUGACCCCUGACCGACCCUCAGUUCUGGAUCACUCUGUGGACGGUCUGAGAAUUUUGGAUUAGCAGUGGUUCAGCUCUUAACACCUGACUUAUCCCUCCACAUGGAUGGACUGUGUGGAGGGAGGAGGGACCCUUUCAUCUCUUGACUCCCAGUCGGCAAACUAUCCCUCGGUGCUAUUGAGUCGGAGCUCCCCCUGGUGGAUGGAAAAGGAAGGAACCACACAUCAUAACAGAAGAGGGGAAAAAAAACUCCUUCACACAUCUCUCUCUUCCCUACAACAGUCCUUCAGGUAUUCCAUAAUCCUGAAAAAAAAAAAUGAAGAUUUUAAAAAUGCAUAAAUUAUCACCAUUUAUGAUGACUAGUCAAGUGACGCUUGUUUUAAAUAUUUAGUGAAUGAAAAAAGAUAAACCUAUAAAACUCUGUGUUUGUUUGCCUUGUAUACUGAAUUAUGGGCGUAUUGUUGCAGCGCCUACUGUGUUUUUUUUUUUCUUCUUUCAUCUGCCUUGGUAGUACACACACAAACACAACUUUCUGGCCAAAAAACGUUUAUGUUUAAUCUGUAUCUGAUCUGAACAGAAAGGUUUGGAAAUCUGAUAACUAUAAAAACAAAUAUUUGCCCAAAUCUGCAUUGAUAUACAGGUAUGCAGUGUGGCGCAACGAAGUGAUAUUGCCUUAUUUUAGAGCAAUAUCCCUCAGAGCAAUCAAAUAUCUGAGGUCGGGUAACAGAAGUUGGAAGGGAGGGCUGCUAGAUCGAGAAAACUACAAAGUAAGAUGUGGUGUGUAGACACGUGCAUCUAAAAAUGGGGGUGUAGAAGGCCAGGCUGUCAGGAAGAAUGUAUCACGUUUCAGCGCACACAUAAGCUGAAAGGAUGAACAAACCACAGUGUUGUUUUACUUGUUCCUGUGUAGACAAAUAGCAAAUAUCUUCAACAUAGCACAUUUGGUUCACAAGUAGAGGUACAAACAAAGAAUCACAUGGGCAUACUGGUAAAAAGGGUGCUAUCCCUUUUGUAGGGAUACAAUCAUUUAAUAUUGAGAAGAACAUGUUAUGUUUUUUGCAGUUUUUAUAAAUAUUUCUCAGAGGCAGAGUUGCGCCAGGGGCAGAAAUAAUCUCAUUGGUUGGUUUAAUCUACAAGGGGUGGAGACAAAGAACCUGCUGAGACACUACUGCCAACUUGGUGCCAUAUUUUUGCUACUUCGACUAACAACAAACCUCCUGACAAUUGGAACAACUGGCCCUCAGUUUGUUUGGUUGAUCCCUCUGCUCUACGCAGUAUGAGAAAAUCUGGUCACAGUAGCUCCUCCCAUUGGGGAUUUAACGAGCCAAUGAGAGUAGCUUAGCCCACAGAGCAGCCCUGCCCCCAAGAAAUGUCUGUGGAACUAAAUUAUCAAUCAAGAUGUGUUGACAACAUAUAUUGAAAAUUACAUUUCUAUAAAGUGUGAAAUAUAUUGAAUAUUUAAUACAUUAUCCCUUCUUUAGGAGGACAACUAGGGACGAGAGGAAGGAGGGAAAAUGAGGGUGUGGACCAAAAGUUUGCUUCUGCUGAACGUUGGGAUUACCACCAUCAUCUUUCCCUUCACCUCCUCUCUCCCUUUUUCUCAGCUGUCGUGUGACUCAAGAGGAGUAAUCAUGUUAAAAGCUUUCUCCCUCUCACUCUCUCAUUUUCUUCCCUGCAAAGUGAUAAAAGGUAUGGGAAAGCAAGAAAGUACAGAGCACUGCAAUCGCCCGAUAAUUAAUUUGGUUUCAUUUCGGGCUCUGCAGAUACAGAACAGUCACAUAGCAACCUGUUGCUGAGACACAUAAAUAAAAGCUGUGUAGAAGUAAAGUUGGAGACUUUGAGUUCAGGCGAGGACAAUUAUCUCUAAAGCCAACAGGAAGAUCCCAGUUUAUCCGAAUAAGCUAAACAAAGCUAUGUUAGUGUGAAUAAUGUGUUUACAGUAACUUGUUAAGUAUAAUGAAUAGAGCUACGAACAUGAGACAAUAUACCGGACCACCAUAAACAAAUCAAACAUUCCUUCAGACUUUAGACUCAAAGUUGACCACAAAUCGUUCCAGGAUUUGCAAAGGAUUUACAAAUAUAAUCUGUCAAAGACAAAAACAGCUACUACACAAAUCCAAACUGUUUACCAUUUUGUACAGAAAUCUACACAGACACAAAAGCUUAAAAAUAAAAAUAUUGGACCACAUUUAGCAACUGCAAUUUGGCCCAAGAAGAGAACUUGUUUUAACCAAAUGUACAUCUUUACUGUGGAACGUUACUAAACACGCUGUGACAAUUACCUGUGUUAGUUGUGUUGAAUCAAUGUGUGUGGUAUUUCAGGUGAGGGAUUGAGCAAAUAAUUUAGUUACAACAAACUGUUGUCUUUGAAGAAUUUAUUAGUACUAUAGCACAAAUCAGCUGGACCAGAGGUUCUGUCUCCUAGGACAGUCACUAACUUCUGGCCCAGAGCAAAGGGCUGCAUAAUAAUUUAAUAAAUCACACCAAAUAAUAAAAGGAAAAGGUUAAAGAUUUAAAAACAAUAUAGAAGUCAUAAUAAUAACAAAAAAAAGUACUAUUGUAAGUACUUGCCUAAAAGAUUAUAAAAGAGAAAGAAAAAUGUACAAUUCUGAUUUUUACAAUUACAACCGAACAUGUAAACUCAACUACAAGUUCUGCUACCCGAUGACCUGAACCUGUUACUGGUUCUGCUACCCGAUGUGUGUGUUGUGCAAAAUUUGGGGCUCUGGUUGGAUUCGGUUUGGUUAUGUUCAGAAAUAAUAAUAAUCAAGCCAUCUGCAUCCAUGCAUAUCACGUGUUGCAAGUAGAUACGCAGCGUCUACUGGGAAGAUGGAGAAAGAGAGUGUAGCCAAUGCCUUUACAUUUACUAAUGUAUGAAAAAAGCAAAAACUAUGCUGUAGCUUUGGGUGUCAAGUCAGGUUCGGGUUUUUGCGCAAAACAUGGACAUCUUGACUGUAGCUCAGAACAAUAAAAUAGUACUAAACUCAAAGCCCCAAAACAUUAAAUUGGAAAAAUUAUAAAUCACCACAACUCUUCUAGUUUCAAUGACCUACUCCCUGCAAAUCCAUGCACGUCAGCAAUUUAGUUGAGAACUACAUUCUGCAAAAGUACACGCCAAAUGUCUAUUCCACAGCAAGAGGAUAAAAUAUACAUUAUUAUCACGAGUAACCAUGUUGCUACAGUUAAAAAACUUUUUGUUGCUUUGAAUGCAACAAACCCAACUCUGAUUGAGUUUCACUGACUUGUGAUGGGCUACAACAAACCAAGAAAAUCACUAAUCGGACUAAAGCCUCAUUGCCCGAAUGUAGCCCUUUUGUAAUUAGCUGAAAGUUACAAGUGUCACAAGUUACAAGUCAAUAAAUACAUGGUUUGAAGUGUGGUCCGGCUUUAUGAGUGAGUGAAAGAGGGGGAAAAAGAAGAGCAGAGAAAGAAGGUUACUGGUUGCAGAUUUGGGCCAAAGAGUAUCUUUCAUUUGUUUUAGGAGUGCUAGAGGGGUGGGGUUUACAGUGUUUGGCAUGCUUUCCAUCAUGAAAACUGAUGUCCUUUGCUGGUAAACCCCACCCUCCUGCCACUCUUAGGCAAAGUAAAACAAACCCCAAAACUCAAUUGUUACCCCAGUUCAGGGGCUGUACAGGCAGCUUAUAAAGAAACAGAGAUGAUAAUUAGAGAGACAUAGAGAAAGACAGACAGAGCUAUUGGAAUUAUUCUAUUUUUGUUAUUCCCCAUUGAAAAAGACAUAUUUAAAGGAAUAUUCCGUGUAUGUAAUGAAUAUCCUCUGUUUCCCUGCCCCAUCCAAUGGUGUGAUCUGUAGCUGCGAGGUGGCGUCACAGACAAAUGCUUCCCUCUGCAGCUAUGCAAUGCCAAUGUGAUGAAAUUAUUAUAUCAAUAUAAAUAAAUUAUUUUUCUUGCUUAAAACA